This is a messenger RNA of Fulvia fulva, 585 nucleotides long. RefSeq lists its product as uncharacterized. The record is from RefSeq and is a predicted model, not a curated record. Bases 1 to 585 code for a protein of 194 amino acids. The transcript has 3 exons. Lineage: Eukaryota; Fungi; Ascomycota; Dothideomycetes; Mycosphaerellales; Mycosphaerellaceae.
AUGUAUGACUGCUCGACCGACGAGACCCUCACCGAGACGACAGUCCAGCCAGAGUACACUGGAAUAGUGACAUUGUACGCCACAUACACCUCAGACACAAAACCGGUCUCCACUGUCGUUGCCCAAAAUGGCCGCUUGACAGUCGGCGGGCUCUCCAGCAGCCACUGCCCAAUUGAGAUCGACUUGGGGGCAUGUACUCUAUUUGGCGAAUACAACGAGGUCCGGCUUUCAACGACGAGUCUUGCCACCGUCUACGCAGACCAGCGCCUUUACAUCCAGACAGACGGCACAGUAGCUUUUUCGGAGCCAGGCGACACAGGCCGAUAUGAUGAGCUAUACGACGGACUCGGCAGUAUGAUUCUCAACGACGACGGUAUCGAUGGUACCGUGACUGCGCCGCAUGGCUUGAUAUGGCGAGCAUGCUCUUUCGUCGAUGGAACUUCUGAAAGGGUUGAGCUCCGCGCGUUGACGCCGACACUGGUGGAGCAGAUCUCCGCUGGCAAGGUUGACUGCGAAGAUGUGACAGUGCAAGCGUAUGUCAGAGACAGCGACCGGUUUCCCUUCAGCGCGUGGCAAUACCUUUGA